Molecule: messenger RNA, 1401 nt
Organism: Seminavis robusta
Lineage: Eukaryota; Bacillariophyta; Bacillariophyceae; Naviculales; Naviculaceae
Source: the annotation of a GenBank genome assembly
AUGGAGUCAACUCCAGAGAAGGGAGGUUGGGAAGAAAAGAGGUGUUUCUUUGCGGAUGAUGAAGAGAAGAGCUAUGAACCACCCAAAAAGAAGGCUCAAAACGACUUGAAGCCAUCAUCUGAUUUCGAGUUCUCUGGAAUUCCUACCAUGUCAGUUUCACAACUCUUGCAGAUUGCGGAAAAAUGCUAUGAACAACACAGACAUUUCCUGGUAAAAAAUGACAACUACAAGUAUGCUUCCGAACGGCGCCGGGCCAACAAGGAGAUUGCCCUGGCGUGGCUUGAAUCUGAGAAAGACAAGGAAGUGGUCUUGACAGCAUGUUCUCAAGAUGGCAAUGCUCUGGAGUAUGCAGCACCAGAUCUUCAAAACGAUAAGGCUGUUAUAGUUUCCGCAUGCUCCAACCAUGGACUGGCACUCCAGUAUGCAUCCCAGGAUUUGCAGAAUGAUGUGGAAUUAGUCUUGUUGGCGUGUUCGCAACACCGUGAUGCCCUCAAGUAUGCUCCCGAGGAACUGCUUCACGACAAGGGAUUCAUGCUCCAAGCAUGUGCCCAAGAUGGGAACACAUUUCAGUAUGCGUCUCAGAAACUUCAGAAUGACAAGGACGUUGUUUUAGCUGCCUGUGCUCAAAAUGGCUGGAUGCUGCAAAGUGUUCCCGAAUGUUUUCAAUCACUCAAAUUCGCCCUCGGAGGGUUGAACCAAGACAGAGAUUGCUUGAUUAAGGCAAGAUUGUGGGACGACAAUUAUGUGGACAGGAAUGCAGACACAGUCACAGAGACACAAAUCAAGAAGAAAAAGAUUGUCCUUUCCACCAAGUUUGCUCUUGGAGCCAGGACUUCUGCCCAUGCUACAAAAUUCACUGUGGAGCUCAAGAAGCAUCCUUACAUUGCACAAUCAGAGUUUGUGGUCUACUCUCCAAAUGCAUUCAACAAAGGAACUUGUGAUCCGCAGUGGACCAACAAGAAUUGGCAGUGUCAAGGAACCUACGCAACAUGCCAAAAGCCACCUCAUUUGAAAACUGGGGUACCAAAAGAAGCAGAAUCUUGUUGGCGUUACUCAUUUCGAUACCAUCUGAGUGAGGCGUCGCACUUGGGGGGAUUCAUGAUCCAGGUAGUGGACUUGAAGAAGUGGGAAGAAUUCACUUGGCCACUGACGAAUGAUGAUGACGAUGACGGUCUCUAUGAGAAUCAUGAUUUGGGAGACGGUCAGAGAAUUGAAACCAAGAUGGCUCGAGAGACUGGAAUCAAGAUAUUCCGUUUUUUUGAACCGGUGCGGAUGGGGCCUGAGCAUUAUUCCAAUUGGGUGCACCAGUUUGUGUUGGAGAUCCAAAAGUGGUACCAAGAGGGGGGCAGCAACAUGACUGAGUGUAACAUUGUGCAACAAAGAAACGUCAGACCGUGCUAG